Messenger RNA from Cladophialophora psammophila CBS 110553, 1437 nucleotides. RefSeq lists its product as uncharacterized. The record is from RefSeq and is a predicted model, not a curated record. The transcript has 2 exons. Gene Ontology annotation, molecular function: N-acetyltransferase activity. Bases 1 to 1437 code for a protein of 478 amino acids. Lineage: Eukaryota; Fungi; Ascomycota; Eurotiomycetes; Chaetothyriales; Herpotrichiellaceae.
AUGGAGCGCUUUGAGAAGUUGCGCGCAGUUGGUACGCUGGAGCGCUACUCAACAGCCCGCCAUGACUGGAAGUUCUAUCUUGGCCCAGCAGUCACUGCCUCGUACAGGCUCCCAAAGGGCCAUUCUCAGCCGCUGAAAGACUGCAUCUACAAAGCUUUGGGAGAUGUCAUAGCUCAACAUCCUAUUCUCUCGGCCAUUCCUGUAGACGAGAGUACCCAGAAUCCGUACUUCGUUCGUCUCCCAGAGAUUCAACUCCAAAAAUGUGUCUUCUUCCGAGAACGCCAACUUGAUUCUGAUCUCGACGCGGAUGUUGAGCGGGACAUUGAAUUAGAUGAGCUCCUUAGCACUCAACACAGCGUCCCUUACGAACCGCCAAAUCCUUUUUGGCAAGUACAUAUCAUGACGAGCUCUGCUCAUCCCUCUCAGUUUACCGCAUCUUUUUUGUACCACCAUGCUCUAGGUGACGGAGCUUCGGGAAUAGCAUUCCACAGAACCUUCCAUAGCGCUUUGUCCAAGUCCUUCUCCAUCUCUCCAGCAGACCUACCUUCGACCUCAGUAAUUCCUUCACCUUCAACACCAUUACUUCCUGCCCUCGAAUCACUACACCCUUUACCCGUCUCAACCUGGUAUCUUCUCACUAUUCUCUUCAAAAACAAGAUCUGGUCCGCCCGCGACCUCGGUCUAUGGACAGGCUCCAAGUGUACCGCACCUUUUGGACAAUCAUGUGUUCGACAUCUCGCUUUCUCGGCCCGAAGCACAAUAGCAUUCAAGACUCUCUGCCGUGAGAAUGGCACGACUAUUACCGGUGCACUUCAGACACUCAUCGCCGGCGCGCUCUUUGCCCAUCUACCCGAGAAAUCCACCAAACUCGUAUGUACCGGUGCGCUUUCAGCCCGUCGAUUUCUGCCUGAGGAUGCCAGGAUUACAGAUGAUAGCAUGGGCGUCUGGAUUCUGGACAUGUCCGAAACGUAUACACGAGAUCGCUUCCCCCAACACGGCGACUCGGGACAAGGAGGACGAGAUCUUUUACCAUGGACCGAAGCCCAGCGCUCCCGCCAGAACAUUGAGCACGUCUUAAGCUCGAAAGGCCAGAAUGCAGGUGUAGGGCUGCUAGGGUAUGUGAAUGAUUAUCAACAAGAGUUGUUUCUAUCCAAGGUCGGCAAAGACAGGGACUCGAGCUUUGAAGUGUCCAAUCUAGGACUAUUCAAGCCAGCGGCGCCGGCAGAGGAAGAUGAAGGGGUGGCAAUAGGGAGGAUGGUAUUCACCCAGAGCGCCGGUGUUACGGCAAGUGCGAUUCAAGUGUCUGUAAUCACUGGGGCAGAUGGGUGCCUGGUGCUAGGAGUCUCGUGGCAGAAGGGAAUUGUGGACGAUAGACUUGUCGAAAAGGCCAUGCAAGCCGUGAACGCAGAGAUGAGACGCCUAGUAGGCACUGAUUGA